AUUAAUUUUUUUUAAAAGACUACAAUUUAUGUUUCCAAACACUCCAAAUUUUUUAAAUAGUCCUAUUCAAGUCUCCAAACACUCCAAUUUUGUACUUGAGUUUUAAUAAGAUAGAUUAUAGAGGUAAAAAUAGCAAUGGGUUGGAGAUGCUCUAAGGCAAUUUAACCAUACAUUUAUUUGAUGUUAAAGGUACCAAUGGUAUUAAUAACUUGUUGGAACACAGCUGAUAUAACCGUUAAAGUUAUAAUUAAAAUUUUAUAUAGACGACGAAUCUGGUCGGAGUAGGAAUUAAAAAUCGGUGAUCUGACGCAUUAACUUAUCAACCCUACCAUAAUAAUUUGAUAAAUUUUCUCGUGUAAUGUUGGAGUAUUACUAUCUCAGUUUUAGUUUUACAGAGCAGGUGUUUACAACUUCUUUGUACCCUAGCCAUUACACAUUUCUUGUUUAAAUUUAUUUUGAUGUACUACAAAUACCUAAAAUAAAAACCUUAUUUAACAAUUGUUUGGUUGUGCCAAAAAAAAUAACAAUUGUUUGGUUUUAAUAUUUUUUCUAUAUCUAGUCAACAAUCCUUGUGGUAAUUAACUACAGUUACAAUAUCAAAGAAUUUCUAUGUAAAAUAUUUACUACAUAAACAAUUCAUGAUGUUAAAGAGCAUUUUGUCUCGUCGUGAAAUUAAGAAUCUACUACAAUGGAGCCAUGUGCCAUUGUCCUGUCUCCUAAAUUUGAACGUUAUAUAGUAUCUCUCGUUUCCAACGUCUCUUUUUCCUACAUCAAGUCCAUUUUUAUUUUUUGGAGAACUCCAAGAUAUUCCGUCCUUUUUGCCUCUUUGGAUGUGUAUUAUAAUGCACUGAUCGAAGGAUUGUAGUCAGAAUUUAAAUGACAUGUAUAAAUACUUAAUAUUACAUUGUUUUAUUUACAUGUUCCCUGUAACUUGUAUAUUAGAUGUAACAACUUGGAUUUAGAAUUUUAAAGUGUUAUAAUAUGAAAAAUAUAUAUUUGUAUCACUUCUACCUUGUAUAUAAUUCGAUUUAUCUAAUGACCGCGUUUAGAUGUGUCAUGUGUGGAAAAAACGAACCUUGUAGGUUAAUUAGCUAAAUAAACACCAGUAUAAUAAUAAAUCAAACUAAAUGUUACACAUAUUUGGUGCCCAUCCAAGGAGAAGAACAAUAUUUGAGAAAAAAAAAAACAAAGUUCGUAGAGUUUGGUCCUCCUACACAAGUUGAACAUUACUCUGCUAUACAAAUCUUUAAUGAAAUUUGCGACCAAAGUCAGUAAAUACUUAGACAAAUAUGCAUUUAAAAUUUUGAAUAUUAGCAAGACUGCAUACGCAAGUUUAGUCGACACAUGUUUUAUGAGAAACUAUUUUUUUUUUCGAUCUUAAUUUCAUAUCUGGUGACAUCCUAAUAUGCUAUCUUGAUUUAAGACUAAGAGUACUAUCUUUUCAUUUUUGUUUAACAGUUUUUAAUGAUGAUUUUAAUUUUAUAUUUUGCGAUUCUUACUGUAUAUAGCUAAUUUUUUUUUUUGUUGUUGUUGUAAAAGAUGUAUGAAGCUAAUUUGACAAUUCAAAAGAUCGUACGGUCGUACCGAUAUACAUAUGCUCAAUAGUCCAAUACCAAUGUACAUAUACAUGGUAACUGUUACAGAAUCGGAACUGGUUUGAGCUUUGGUGUUUGAGACCUAAACAAUAAAAACAAAAUCAGACAUCAUAUGGAAAUGGUAUAUUUUAAAUGAUCGUUAUACGUUUUCGUGUUCGUGCUUUGUACUGGUUUAGUCAUUUAGGUAUAUAUAAUGAUAUCCAUACAUAAUAUUAUAAUUUCUCAAUCAUGAAACUAAACUUUAUUUUUUUCUAUAUAUCCGUACUAAAUGUUUUCGCCCCAGGCUCGAAGUCGGUAAGCUCUAGAGAGACACGGAACUGAAAAAUGAUACACAAUGUCUAUGGAACAUUUAUAUUAUACAGAGAAAUGUCACUUUCACAUUGACUUCUUUCUAACUAUUAUGGCCCUAUCCUAGAUAUGAACGUUAACUAAAAGUCUUCCUAGUCAAAUUUGCUUAUGUAUAAUCACAUUUUCUUUUCAACCAAGAAAACAAUUCAAUGCGGUAGGUCACUUGAAUGAUGUAUGUCCACCUAGAUAGGCUUGUCCUUGAUGUUUACGACUUUACGGUAGCAUAAUAGUAUUAUAUAAAUAAAAUAACUGUAAAUGUGUGUCUAUUAUAGUGCCGGCCGCAAAUAGUAUUCGUCACGAAACAUAGUCUAUUAAACCAUUUGAUAAAAAAAAAAGACUAUUAAACCAUUCAGACACUACGGCGUACAUCAGAGAUGUGGUGUUGCUAAUUAAUGGCUUGAAUCUGUUCGGCUUCUGGUGGUCUUUAUGUUUUUAACUAAGACGGUGUGAUGUUAUUAUUGGAUCCUAUAAUGGUAAUGGGCUUUAAUUAUUUUUCAAUUGUUUUAAAAAGUGGUAACUUAAACCAAAAGCUACUUUUCGAGUUUUGUAAUUGUCAAAACUUGCUCCACACGUUUGCUUGCGCCACAAGUUUCUCAUGGCUUUAUAAAUAACUUUCUUGCCAUUUCACAAGCUUUGACCGUUUCAUAUCUACAUCAAUAAAUUAAUAAUAAUGGCUGUAUUUUCAUCUUCGUCCUGGUCAGACCUACUCCCGGAGCUUAUAGAAGGUGUAUUCCACAGCCUAAACGAUGCUAGAGACAUCCUUAGUUGUGCCACCGUCUGUUCUUCUUGGAGAUAUUCAUCUUCGGCCGUGUACAGUCGCAAGUUUGUUCCAUUUCUCUUCGUUUCCCAUCCCUCCUCUGUCGUUGAAGAAGCUCAAUGCUCUGACGGAUUUAGAAUCAUAUCUCCGGAAAAUAUGGUUUUCUCCGGUAAUGAUCAGAGAUGGAUUUGUGGAAGCACAGGAGGGUAUCUAUUAACUGUCAAUGUUUCUUUCCCGUUUGAGGUAAACUUACAAAACCCGUUAACCAACACGGCUAUUCCUCUGCCACAAUUGGCGUCUUUCGAGGACGUGCAGCGGUUGCUUCAGUUCCAAGACAUCAUUCAGCAUUCUGGAACCCUAACCCUAAUUAAGAACUUUGUAAAGAAAGCAGUCUCUUCGACAAGUUUAUUAGACCCUGAUUGGAUUGUGCUCAUAAUCUACGACACCGAUGGAGGAAAACUAGCCUUCUGCAGACGAGGAGAUAAACAAUGGACGGGUUUAGAGUCUGAACACGUUGAUGACAUUGUGUUCUGCAGUGGCGUCUUCUUUGCUAUGGACAGAGUUGGAAGGAUAUAUCAGUGCGAGCUUAGCCCUAACAAUCCAAAAGCUAUUCCUCUAUGCAGCGCCUCGCCGUUUCGGUAUGAUCCUUGCAAGAAAUACUUUGCAGAGUCGGAUAAUGGCAACCUGUGGGUGGUUCUACAGAAGCUAGACGUUAGUGAUGAUUAUGACUUCACAACGUAUUUUGAGAUUUAUGAAUUUAAUCCAGAGACGGAAGAAUGGACUAUGGUGAGAAGCUUGAGAGGAAGGGCUUUGUUCUUGAGCCCUCAAGGUAGAUGUGUAGCGGUUUCAGCAGAUGAAACAGGAUCUGGAGGGUUCAUCAAAGAUAACUCUGUUUACUUCAUCGAUGAAAGUCUGAGCGUUUUUGAAUGGGAGAGUAAGCAAAUCAUGAAGCUUUACCAGUCAAGGUUUUGUAAUAGUAUGUUUUGGGUCACACCUGUGGAUGUUCUUCAAUAGGUGAAAACUGAUGUAUAAUUAGGGUUCAUAGUUUUUGUAUUGCAUAGUGAAUGUUUCAUAUUUCUGUUUGAGUUUUGAUUCUUGUUACACAUUACAUUUAUCGUAAUAGAUUUUUUCUAAGGGUUGUUAUGUAACAAAAAUAAAGUUA
This is a messenger RNA of Brassica rapa (field mustard), 3862 nucleotides long. Its product is annotated as putative F-box protein At5g55150. Gene Ontology annotation, molecular function: protein binding. Lineage: Eukaryota; Viridiplantae; Streptophyta; Magnoliopsida; Brassicales; Brassicaceae. The record is from RefSeq and is a predicted model, not a curated record.